Mixia osmundae IAM 14324 is the source of this 1587-nucleotide messenger RNA. RefSeq lists its product as uncharacterized. The record is from RefSeq and is a predicted model, not a curated record. Gene Ontology annotation, molecular function: iron ion transmembrane transporter activity; manganese ion transmembrane transporter activity. Gene Ontology annotation, biological process: intracellular manganese ion homeostasis. The transcript has 6 exons. Gene Ontology annotation, cellular component: fungal-type vacuole membrane. Bases 1 to 1587 code for a protein of 528 amino acids. Lineage: Eukaryota; Fungi; Basidiomycota; Mixiomycetes; Mixiales; Mixiaceae.
AUGAGCCACUCGGGAUCAAUCGUGCCGUCGAGCAGCCAGGAUCGAUACACACACGAGCAACGGAAGCGGCAGAGGCACCCUGACACUCUUGCCCGUCUUGAACUGAGCCACAAUCGUCGCUACAGCCUCAUUCGCGCGCUCGUAUUCUGCCGUGCCUUUGGCCGCUUCGAGCAGUCUCGCGAGCUCGGCAAGGUCCUGCGCUCCCCUGGCCUUUCUGGCGGCAGCGUCAUCCUGAGCCCCCUUGAGCGGAAUCGUGGCCGCCUCAGUCAGUCCUCACAAGCCCCUUACCGCUCGACCGCACUCUGCCACACUCUCAGAGCGCGACUUGCCUUGCCCGUCCUCGCACUCAAAUUUUUGUCGACUGCUCGGCGUACGAUCAGGCCUGAGCCUACCAUGUCUCGGCCAGACGAGUAUGCUCGUCAGAGCGCCCAUGCAGCAGAGCCGCACGCAGGGUCAGCAAGCGAGGACGGUCAAGCUGUAGCGCUCGCCUUACCUAGGCGGUCAAAGCCAACUCAUUCAGCCGUCUGGUCCCUCUCCGCUGCCCCUGCUUCACCAGCGCCUGCUCCUUCUGAUGGUCAGACGACUACGCCCGUACCGGUGACAGUCUGCGACAAACACAAUCGGCCUGAUCGCGUGUGCUGUCGCGAGCUGAAGGGAGACGACGAACGUACCUUAGUCGACCCCGCCGUCGUCAGAGACGUCAUCAUCGGUCUGUCAGAUGGACUGACAGUCCCCUUUGCUCUCACUGCCGGCCUUGCCUCCUUGGGAUCCUCAAAACUUGUCGUCGUCGGCGGACUGGCGGAGAUCAUCUCGGGCAGCAUCUCAAUGGGAAUCGGCGGAUUCUUGGCUUCUGAGGCAGAAAGAGACCACUUUCGCUACCUGCGCAAGACAACACAGGAACGUGUCAAGCGGUCUUGUGCCGGCGAGAUGGAGAGAGAAGUCCACGAGGUGCUGGGGCCAGUCGGCAUAGAUCAGAGCCUAUCUCGGAGAGUAGCCUCUGCGCUCGCCAAAGUAGAGACCCAGUUCGAUUCGUCUGCAUCUGAGGAGGAUUCUCAACACACCGCAGUCAACGCCGAGCCGUCCAUGUGGCGACAUAUCAUGAAGACCCUCUCGCGGUCCCCAAAGUCAGCUUUGGGUGACACCGAGUCUGCAAACGGCAAUGCGAAGCUCAGAUUCGAGGAAGACGUCGGCCUUACUGCCUUUCUGCUCAAGUUCGGCGAGGGUCUCGAGGACGUGCCAGACUCCCGAUUGUACAUCUCUGCCCUCACCAUCGGCGCGGGCUAUGCAGUCGGCGGUCUGAUUCCCAUGAUACCUUACUUCUUCGAAGCGAAUGCCAAGAUUGCGCUCAUCUAUUCGAUCAUCGUGACAGCCAUCAUCCUGCUCGUUUUUGGCGCUUUCAAGGCAUACUAUACCGGCGCAAAGAUUGGCUUCUUUGGCUACCUACGAGCAUCCGUAUCAACCUUCCUCGUCGGCGGCCUGGCAGCUGCGGCCUCUUUCGGCAUCGUGCGUGCGCUAGAAGGCGGAGAGGGUUCUGACGAGCCUACUCGACCUCACUCGUCUGUGCUGCUCAGGUCUGCUGGCCUAUAG